Molecule: messenger RNA, 3057 nt
Organism: Arabidopsis thaliana (thale cress)
Lineage: Eukaryota; Viridiplantae; Streptophyta; Magnoliopsida; Brassicales; Brassicaceae
Product: Disease resistance protein (TIR-NBS-LRR class) family
Exons: 4
Coding region: 1-2943 (980 amino acids)
Biological process (GO): response to stress; defense response; signal transduction
Molecular function (GO): ADP binding; NAD+ nucleosidase activity, cyclic ADP-ribose generating
Source: RefSeq, marked reviewed
AUGGCUCCAUGUUCUUCGUCUGGCUCUAGUAGCUGUUGGAAGUAUGACGUCUUCCCCAGCUUCCGAGGGGAAGAUGUUCGCGGAAACUUUCUCAGCCACUUGAUGAAAGAAUUUGAAAGCAAGGGAAUUGUUACAUUCAAAGAUGAUCUAAUCGAAAGAAGCCAGACAAUCGGAUUGGAGCUCAAAGAAGCCGUAAGACAAUCUAAGAUCUUUGUGGUGAUAUUCUCAAAGAACUAUGCUUCUUCAAGCUGGUGUUUGGAUGAGUUGGUUGAAAUUUUAAAGUGCAAGGAGGAGAGGAGGCUAAUACCGAUUUUCUACAAAGUGAAUCCAUCCGAUGUAAGAAAUCAGACCGGGAAAUUUGGGAGAGGCUUCCGAGAAACCUGUGAAGGGAAGAAUGAUGAGACACAAAAUAAAUGGAAGGCAGCCUUGACCGAAGCGGCAAAUAUAGCGGGAGAGGAUUCACAAAGCUGGAAAAAUGAGGCAGAUUUUCUCACAAAAAUCGCGAAAGAUAUAUUGGCCAAACUCAAUGGUACACCGUCAAAUGAUUUUGAAAACAUAAUUGGAAUUGAAUCCCAUAUGGAGAAAAUGGUUCAAUUAUUAUGUUUAAACGAUGAUGACGUUAGGAUGGUUGGGAUUUGGGGUCCCGCUGGUAUUGGUAAGACCACCAUCGCAAGGGUUUUACACAGCCGCUUUUCUGGUGACUUCCGCUUUACUGUUUUCAUGGAGAACGUUAGGGGAAACUAUCAAAGAAUUGUCGAUAGUGGCGGCGAGUACAACUUACAGGCUCGUUUACAAAAAGAGUUUUUGCCCAUAAUAUUCAACCAAAAAGAUAGGAAGAUAAAUCAUCUAUGGAAGAUAGAAGAAAGGCUAAAGAAGCAAAAAGUUCUCAUUGUUCUUGGUGAUGUGGAUAAGGUAGAGCAAUUAGAAGCCUUAGCUAACGAGACACGCUGGUUUGGUCCUGGAAGUAGGAUCAUCGUUACCACCAAAGAUAAACAGAUAUUGGUAGGACAUGAGAUAAACCAUAUAUACGAGGUCAAAUUACCAUGCAGAAAAACAGCACUUGAGAUCUUAUGCCUCUAUGCUUUCAAGCAAAAUGUGGCACCAGAUGAUUUCAUGGAUGUGGUGGUUGAAGUAGCAGAGCUUUCUGGUCAUCUUCCAUUAGGUCUCCGUGUGUUAGGUUCUCAUAUGCGCGGAAAGAGCAAGGAUCGGUGGAAACUUGAACUAGGAAGGCUCACAACUAGUCUUGACGAAAAGGUGGAGAAAAUAUUAAAAAUCAGCUAUGAUGACUUACAUAUUAGGGAUAAAGCUUUGUUCCUUCACAUUGCAUGUAUGUUCAAUGGUGAGAACAUUGAUCUUGUGAAGCAAAUGCUUGUCAAUAGUGACUUAGAUGUGAGUCUUGGGCUCCAACUCUUGCUUGAUAAAUCUCUCAUUCAAAUAAAUGAUGAUAGAGAAAUAGUCAUGCAUAGUUUGUUACUAAAAAUGGGAAAAGAAGUCGUUUGUCAGCAUUCAAGCGAGCCUGGAAAACGUCAGUUCUUGUUCAAUACAAAGGAGACUUGUAACAUACUUUCAAAUAAUACAGGUUCAGAAGCAGUACUUGGCAUAUCAUUAGAUACAUCUGAGAUCCAAAACGAUGUCUUCAUGAGUGAGAGAGUUUUUGAAGACAUGCGCAAUCUAAAGUUCCUAAGAUUCUACAACAAGAAAAUUGAUGAAAACCCAAGUUUGAAACUCCACCUACCUCGAGGGCUAAACUACUUGCCUGCUGUAAGAUUAUUACAUUGGGAUUCAUAUCCCAUGAAGUAUAUUCCUUCUCAAUUUCGUCCAGAAUGCCUUGUGGAACUCCGCAUGAUGCAUAGCAAAGUGGUGAAGCUUUGGGAAGGAACCCAGACGCUUGCAUAUCUCAAGACGAUAGAUUUGAGCUUCUCCAAUAAUUUAGUAGAAGUUCCGGAUCUUUCAAAGGCAAUAAGUCUCGAGACAUUGUGUCUAGAAGGUUGCCAAAGUUUGGCGGAGCUUCCUUCCUCUGUCUUGAAUCUUCAUAGACUAAAAUGGUUGAGGCUGACUAUGUGUGAAAAGCUAGAAGUUAUACCGCUUCACAUCAAUUUGGCAUCUCUUGAGGUCCUUGACAUGGAAGGAUGCUUAAAAUUGAAAAGUUUUCCAGAUAUUUCGAAGAACAUCGAAAGAAUCUUUAUGAAAAACACAGGGAUAGAAGAAAUACCUCCAUCAAUUAGUCAAUGGUCUCGCCUUGAAUCCCUUGAUAUUAGUGGCUGCCUAAACCUCAAGAUAUUUUCACAUGUCCCCAAGAGUGUAGUGUAUAUAUACCUAACGGAUAGCGGUAUUGAAAGGCUUCCAGAUUGUAUCAAAGAUCUCACUUGGCUACACUACUUAUACGUCGAUAAUUGUAGAAAACUUGUGUCACUGCCAGAGCUUCCAAGUUCGAUCAAGAUUCUAUCAGCAAUAAAUUGUGAAUCACUUGAGAGAAUAUCUUCAUCUUUCGACUGUCCAAAUGCGAAAGUCGAGUUCAGCAAAUCCAUGAAUUUCGAUGGAGAAGCACGACGAGUAAUCACGCAGCAAUGGGUUUACAAGAGAGCAUGCUUACCUGGCAAAGAGGUUCCUCUGGAGUUCAGUCACCGUGCCAGAGGAGGUUCCUUGACCAUCCAUCUAGAAGAUGAAAAUGUUUGUUCUUCAUCUUUAAGAUUUAAGGCUUGCAUCCUACUUUUCCCAAGCGAAAGGAACAAUAUUUGUACUGUAUAUUGUCGUCUCAUAGGUGAAAGUGGUCGUCUCAUCGCAGCACAUAGAUUUGGUGGAGUUGUCAAGGACUUUGUCACACCGCAUCUGUUUAUAUUUAACUCAGUCUUACUUGAAGAAGUGGAUGUGAUACGGUUUGGAUUCAGCAGCAUACACCACGAGAUUACGGAAUGUGGUGUACAAAUAUUGACAGAUGCAUAAGCAUUCGGGAGCUAUCAGGAACUUCUACAAGAUGUCGGAGCGUUCGAAAAUGAAAAAAAGUACUUAUGUUAAAAGUUUAACUUCAUUUCAAACUAUAUCCACUAAAAUACUCGC